ACCAGAGCACUUGCCAACCACCUACUGUCCAAACCUAACUUGGGUCGUUUGGGGUAGCGUUACAGCCCUUUACCACUAGCUCUGUCUUGUUGCUGAUUGACGUCAAAUCGGAUUGAAACCCCCAUCCUCUUACAUAACCGUUCUGACGCAUUCAAAGCGACCUCAAACCGUCACCAUAAAAAGUCUCAACUAAGACACGUCGGAAAAUACAAUAGCUUAUUGUGUAUUGAAUCAUUCCACUCCACCCGCCCCCGGUAUCCCGUACCCCACUCCUCUUUUAGCAUUUCCCCACACCAAUGCUAUAUUAUAAAUAUAAAUUAUUGUGUCUCACCCCAUUGUAACGAGCUCGUACUCACACACCGACCUACAUCCUCCCCCCAAUCCCACAUACUCCCACUGUGAGUGAGGUCUCUUGACCUCGCUGUCCGACACGCUCUCCCUAGUUUGGAAUUAUCCCAGGACGUCGCUCGUGACCCGCUUUAGAACGCCUGCCAUAUAUAAGAAACGUUCUUAUUUUCAAACGCAGAUCAGUCUUGAAAUUCUUCCUUGUAGCCUACGUGAGAGUCGUCAUUUUCCAGAUUUUUUUGCCGCGAAAGGUUUUCUUUGCCGAAACGUAGAAGCUCUUUCAACUCUUCUCCCACACGCAGACAGGAUAUUUUGAAAGUUUUCCUUUCGUGUAAGUUCUCAAUUUGUGGAUCAUUCAAAUAAUUAUUGCAAGGAGCACGCAAUGGAUAAGCCUUCGUGUGGCCUGCACUGCUGCGAGUGUGUAAGAAUUAUUUGGCAACUAUAGCAGGGAUCUGCAUUCUCUGGAAAUCUUGCCUCGGACCCUUUUGGUUUUCUGAACAGUUUUGGUUUGUGGCAUGCGCACAUUCUCUUGCAGAAUCGGGGCCCCUGUCAAGCUACAGAACUGUGGUGUCCCAGAGCGUGGUCGAUGGCAUCUUCAAGACCAAGUGUCGGCUUGAUGAAGCUGGUACCACCGAUUUCCUCGUGGUCACCACGAGAAUUAUGAAGAAGUACUGGGAGGCUGUGUGUUUUCUCAUGUUCUCUCACGUGCAUAACUGGUCGGUGCUUGGAGUGGACGUGAGGGACCAGUCGACUAUCAUUGUCCCCCCGGAUCUCACGCAGGUGGAAACCAGCAUAAAAAAUUACCUGAUGUCUUUAGAUGGAAGCGGCAAAGUGGAAAUCAUUCGCAGUCGCAUUAUUCCUUGUGAUAUGUUCAAUGCAGGAUUCCACACUCGACAGGGAGGCAUCUCCCAACUGCCCCCUCUGGCUUCCAUGAACAUGCUCCAUACGAUCAGAAAGCCAGACCCACUAAUUGUCAUCGCGGAGAACCGCAGACGUUUGGCCGUGGCUGCCGACUUUGACCUUGACCUUCUGAAUGUCGCGAGGACGGAACACGGCAAAAAGGUAUGGGUCAUGGGUCGUGACCCAGAGCCACCGCUGAAGUACGAUGGGGUGAUCACAGAUGUCCCAGGAGUCGUGGUAGCCGCUCCAGGGGCAGACUGCUGCGUCAUCUUGCUAGCAGACACCAGAACCGGAGCCUGCGGUGCCGUGCACGCCGGUUGGAUGGGUACUGUAGCAAUGGCAGCUCGCGAGACGCUGAGAGCGAUGGUAGACAACUACGGAACUGAUCCUCGCCACGUACAUGCAGCUAUUGGGCCAAGCGUGGGAGGACAGUGCUUUGACAUGCCAAUCUCUGACGCCCAAGUUAUCACUGACCUUGAUCCAAGUCUCACAUGGCCUUCUGAAAGAAAGGAAGGCUGGGUCCACACCAAUCUCCCAGGGGCUAAUGCAGUUAUCUUGCAGAAUGAAGGAGUGCCAAAGGAAAACAUUGACUUAACCACUGCUCUGUGCACUGCGUGUAAUAAAAACAUGUUCUUUUCCCAUCGCAGAGAUAGUAUUCCAUUUGGCAAUCAAUUGGGAUUUAUUUCUUGUAGGAAAAGGUAGUGGGUAUUUCUUUUUGGAUUUUUGUGCUCUGAAUGAAAGCUUUGGUCAAGAAUAAAGAAAGACUUGGGAAAAGAUUGAGCUGUAAUUGCUACUCCUUGCUCGCUCACCUCUGCCCCCUUACCUCGUCCCUAAUAUCAAGUUAGGAUGCGUCGUAUACCACCUUAUUGUCAGUUUUCUAUUUUGUAAUAUGUGCUGCUUGGACAGUGGGUUCCAUUUUGUCACCACUAGAAUCGGCGAAAAGCUGAUAGUGCUGAUAUUACACCCCCUUAUUGACACAAUAUAUACCUAUUACGAGGCGGCUGCUUCGAUCCAGCAGACAGACGGAGAGACUCGAUUUUAAAAAAACUUUCCCAAACAGGAAUCAAAACCACGUCUUCUGUGUGCGACGUCAAAGCAUCUAUUCACUACAACACAGGUGCCGGCAAUGCUACUGUUGAUACCUUUGAAUGUUUAUUAAUUUACCUCAUAAACUUUUAAAAGUCUCGCAUUAUUCCCAUUCCAAGAGGAAAUCCUAAAUGGUGUAACGUAUCUAACAUAAUACUUGGUCAUCUUACAAUGUUGUGAUCUUUCUAAACUUCAAAAUAGAAGCUACUUACCUACGUUUUUUCUUUAUGGCAAACGUGGAAUUGUUGUUAGUUUGUAACAUGUUUUACAGCUUAAGAUUAAUUCAAAUUUACACUUAUUUUUAUCUCCUUUUCGCAUUCCUAUAAGAUCGCACUAUCUGAUUUGUAUUUGAUGGGUUGACUCUUGGUACUUCUACCUUUGUGAAAAUGAACAAAAACUACCUUGCAAUAAAUCUGUAUUCAGUGACGAAGAUGAUGGGUGAUUGUUUCAAGAGAAGGAAACUGCCUCUGGCCUUUUUGCGUUUUAACAGACUAUCUAAAAGCAGCCUGCAGCCUGCAUAAUAGGGCUUUGCCUGGGCGGUAGAUAUAGAGGAAGUAGAGUUCCUAAGUACUACUUCUCUCCUGUCAGAGUUUGACCCUUGAUAAUGGGUGUGUGUGUUUUACUGAUAGAAAAGAACGCUUCCCACUGGGUAAAAUGUGAAAUGUUAUGUUAAUUACAUAUGUUUUUGAUGUACCGUUGUUGUGAUCAAGGUCCAGCGCUGUUGUGAGGUGAAGCAUAGAGUCCUAUUUGGCAUUUCGUGUGUACUGAAAUAAUCGUGUUAACGUCUAGAAGUGUACAUGAGAAAGAAGAUUACAUUGCUGUGUAUUCCUUAUUCUGUGUUUCAAUCCCUAUGGUUAAAGAAACAUAGAUGUCUGUCUGUCUGUCGAUCUGUCUUCCUGUCUGUCUGUCUGUGUGUCUGCCUGUCUGUAGGUCUGACUGUCAAUUAAUUCUUAUUUGGUUGUUAUCUCGUAGUGCAUGCGAUGUGUUUGGUGAGCUUUCUAUUGUUCGAUGUUUUUCGGGAGAGGGGGUGGGAGGGGGGAUACACUAUGAUGAUCCUUUCCAAGUGCUCAAAGCCUUUUCUAGUCUUUUUAUAAAGCGUUUUUACGCUUCCAUCGAUACAAUUUAGAUGAUUUAGAAGCCUCCCAAUCCGACCAACUCGGGCUGAGAUGGAUACAACAUUCCUGCAGAAAGACCGAGAUACCCGAAAAAAAUUCGCCCCACUGGGGAAUCGAACUCGGGUCCCCUGCGUGCGACAGCGAAGCCUCUAACUGAUGCACCACAGAGUCUAGUUUUUCUAGUCUGGUCUGGAGUAAAUGAUACAAAUGGGCGGGUGAUCAUACCUUUUAACCCACCUAGAAAGAGAGGGCCUUCUAUGCUUUGACUUUUCCCCUCUUUAAACUUUAUAGAAUGAGAAAAAUUCGUGAAUGUGUAUAUAUUAUUAUGUUAUAUAUAUAAAGUUUACACUGACUUACAUUGUUGUAAUAUAAUCAGAAGGUUGAUUUUUAAAUCUGUAUGCCUUGUACAUAGUGUCCUUCUGAAUUAAUCUUGUUAGUUAUCACAUCGUUUCGUACUGAUUUUGAGUGCAGGGUUUAUUUUUUCACGUGUUGUGACAUGCUAUUAAAUAUUAUUUUUGGAAAAUGUAUUCCACAUAAUUAUUCAUGUUGUUCAAGUGCUGGCCACAUUUCCGUUCGAGCGGGUUAGUAAGUACUGGUAGUUUGUGAUGGUAUGAUGAAUAUUUCACAUCAUCUGAAGAUUUACACUUUUUUUGCACCACUUUGCUCAUUGUUUCAACAACGAAUUAGACUUUUACUUCUUUAUCUUUACAUUCCCCAUGAUGCAAUACAAUUUUGCAAAAAUUCUAA
This is a messenger RNA of Aplysia californica (California sea hare), 4193 nucleotides long. Its product is annotated as purine nucleoside phosphorylase LACC1. Gene Ontology annotation, molecular function: copper ion binding. The record is from RefSeq and is a predicted model, not a curated record. NCBI's taxonomy places the organism in Eukaryota, Metazoa, Mollusca, Gastropoda, Aplysiida, Aplysiidae.